AUGAUAGAAAACCUAUCACUCUCAGCACCAAAAUUAGCAUUUGCAGAAUAUAAGAUGAACUGCAAAUCAACUGUUCUAUGGAUUUUGGGAGGAGGAGGAGCUACACAGAAAUUAACAACCAACGAUGCCUUAACCUACCUCAAGGAAGUUAAAGACAUGUUUCAAGAUCAAAGGGAAAAAUAUGACAUGUUCCUUGAUGUCAUGAAAGAUUUUAAGGCUCAAAGAAUCGACACUACUGGUGUCAUAGCGAGGGUGAAAGAACUAUUCAAAGGGCACAACAAUCUAAUCUUUGGGUUCAACACCUUCUUGUCAAAGGGUUAUGAAAUUACCCUCAUUGAUGAGGAAGAGCCCCCGACAAAGAGAACUGUUGAGUUUGAAGAAGCUAUAAGUUUUGUAAACAAGAUAAAGAAACGUUUCCAAAAUGAUGAUCAUGUAUAUAAAUCAUUUCUUGAGAUCUUGAAUAUGUACAAAAAGGAGCAUAAGGGCAUUACUGAGGUCUACCAUGAGGUUGCUGUACUUUUUUCAGACCACUCAGAUUUGUUUGAUGAGUUCACAAGAUUUUUGCUCGAUACUUCAGCUAUAACAUCAGCUCCACAUGUUCCACUUGGCCGACAUUCUUUUCAUCGCAAUAAUGCGAAGAGUUCUGCUAUGACCACAUCACGGCAUGUACCUGCGAACAAGAUCUUGGAUUCGGGGGUGGCAAGUCGAAGUCCUUAUACGGAAGACAUAGUCAUCUCGGCAUUACUCUGGUUAAGUUUGCUGGUGACCAAUCAGGCUUGAAGGAUGUUGUGAGGCUUGUAGAAUUCUUUGAGAAAGAAAACCAUGGAAUUGGACCCAUGUAUGAAUGCAUUCAAAGGUAAGUUUGAUUUGAUUUUUCUUAUUUGAUCAACAAAGAAAAAAAAGAAUACCAUUAAUAGAUUGGAUUCAAAGAACAACCUAAUGUAAGAUUUAUGUUUCUAUUUUCUGUUUAUUUUGUAUAAUGAUUUGAAAUUACAUCUUGUGGAGUAUUUGGUUCAUUCAGUUGAAAUAAAA
This is a messenger RNA of Camellia sinensis, 1032 nucleotides long. NCBI's taxonomy places the organism in Eukaryota, Viridiplantae, Streptophyta, Magnoliopsida, Ericales, Theaceae. The record is from RefSeq and is a predicted model, not a curated record.